AUGGAUAUCGAUGAACCAUUUGGUGGAAAAGUAAUGAUUUUUGGUGGUGAUUUUCGUCAAGUACUACCAGUAGUUCCAAAAGCGACGAGAGUUGAGACUGUAAAUGCUAGCUUGGUAAAAUCAUACUUAUGGCCUAAAAUACAAAAAAUUCAGUUAACAAGAAAUAUGAAAGCAAGAACAGAUCCAGCAUUCAGUGUUUUUUUGCUUCACAUCGGCAAUGGGGAAGAGCAUACAAUAAAAGAUGAUAUGAUCCUCCUCCCUGAGCAAUUGGUUAUCAAACCUAACGGUAAUAUUAGUGGUGAAGAUCGCUUAAUAACAGAAAUAUUUCCAUCAUUAAACGAAAAUGGAAGUUGUGCAAAGUACAUGACAAAAAAAGCUAUCUUAGCUAGCAGAAACGAAUAUGUUGAUCAACUAAAUGAGAUGUUGAUUGACAAGUUCCCUGGUGAGAGCAAAAUAUUUCACAGUUUCGACUCAGCAGAAGAUGAUACCAACAACUACUAUCAGGAAGAAUACUUAAAUACAUUAACACCAAAUGGCCUUCCACCGCACAGGUUGAUUUUGAAGAAAAAUGCGCCCAUCAUGUUAUUAAGAAAUAUAGAUCCGUCAAAUGGACUAUGCAAUGGUUCAGGCUAUGAUAUCCAAUCAGCUUGA
Molecule: messenger RNA, 651 nt
Organism: Nicotiana tabacum (common tobacco)
Lineage: Eukaryota; Viridiplantae; Streptophyta; Magnoliopsida; Solanales; Solanaceae
Biological process (GO): telomere maintenance; DNA repair
Molecular function (GO): DNA helicase activity
Source: RefSeq, a predicted model, not a curated record